CGGGGCGGCGGGAUCGGGACCGGGAUCGGGAUCGGGAUCGGCAGCCCCUGAGCCCGCCAUGGGUGACGCGCCCCGCAGGGCGGAGUCGGGCACGCAGCUGCUGGCGCGACUCGAGGGCAGAAGCUCUCUGAAGAAUCUGGAACCUUAUCUGUUUGCUGAGGAAGGAUCUCCUGUUCAUGGAGACAUCAUUGAAUUCCACGGUGCAGAAGGAACAGGAAAAACGGAAAUGCUCUAUCACCUCAUAGCCCGCUGCAUCGUUCCAAAGUCGGGAGGAGGGCUGGAAGUGGAAGUCAUGUUCAUUGACACAGACUACCACUUCGACAUGCUCCGCCUGGUUACCAUUCUGGAGAACAGGCUGGCACAAAGGACGGAGGAAAUGAUAAAGCAGUGCCUGGGAAGGCUUUUCCUUGUGAACUGCAAUAGCAGCACUCAGUUACUGCUCACUCUCUACUCUUUAGAAAACCUGUUUUGUGCUCACCCCUCGCUCUGUGUUCUGCUUUUAGACAGUAUAUCAGCUUUUUAUUGGAUAGACAGAAGCAACGGAGGGGAGAGUCUUACCUUGCAGGAGAUGAAUCUGAAGAAAUGUGCCAGCUUUCUUGAAAAGCUUGUGAGACAGCACCACUUGGUCCUCUUUGCAACAACACAGACACUUAUGCAGAAAUCUGCAAACUCUGCAGAAGGCUUUUUCCCUUUAAAACUUCCACAUGAAACUGAUACAGACUAUAGACCGUAUCUUUGUAAAUCAUGGCAACAAAUGGUAACCCACAGGAUAUUUUUCUCUAAGCAAUGUAGUUCUGGCAACAGCAAUGGUUUUACAGUCAUUUCUUGCCACCUCAAAAGAAACCAGGUAGUAAAACGUUCAUUUAGUGUUGCAGAAUGUGGAGUUCGGUUUUAAAUUCAGUUUGCUUUGUAAACCUUUAGCGACUCUUGGUGCUUAACGCCUGAUUAGGUCUAAGUAGUUUCUGGUACCUUGAAAACUAGCUGGUUGUUGCUAAGUGAUUAAGAAUUUUUGUCACCAUUUUCUUAAAGUUUAGUAACAUUUUUAUUCAUGCUUAACCAAAGACACAUUAAACUCCAAGUACCCUUCAGUAAUCUAACCUGUGUGAUAUGUGGCCAAAUGCACUGAUUGAAUUUCUGGGUCUUGCUGCUUUACACCCCUUCUCUUCCAAGCUCCAGCAGUGGGAGCGUGGUUUGGUCCAUGGGGGAGGCUGCAGAGAGGCAAGAGUUCACUUUAUAAACAUUGGCCUUGGUUUAUUCCCUGUAGCCCUGGGCAUAAGAAAUGUAUUCACCUCUUUGCCUGAAGAAGGGGAUUCAUGGUCACAGCCUGUGAAGUGGUGGCAGUCCUGACUCUGCUGCUCCAGGUUCGCAGCCGCUCUGUUUCCAUUGGCAUGUUCUGGGAGGAGCAGGGAUUGCAGGUGUUCUGACCUUUACAAACAUCUGGCUUUGAAAAAUCUACACCCAUCUCAGAAAAAGAGGCCUGAUUUCCAUAACUGAAGGUAAACUAAAGACCCAGCUCUGGGUACCUGUGAGUUUGUGCAACAUGCAGCAAAUAGUUUAGCUUUUGAAAAUAAUUAAGUGCUGGUUAUGGGUUGUUUGGGGUGGGGGUGUGGUUUUUUUGUUGGUUUUUUUGUUUUGUUUUGUAAAUGAUGUACAGACAUUUUUUUCUCUCUUCCCUCCCUUGUUAUUCCUUCCCACUUCUUUCCCUGCCCCCACUCUCUCUAAGAAAUCCAGGAAUGCCAUGCCUCUGGUCUUUACCAAUAUGUAUUUGCCACAUGUAGAACAUUUGUGUGCAGGAUUUGGCAUGCAACAUGUUGCAAUUCUGGCAAAGAAGAUUUGGAAUUUAUGGAAAAUGCCCUACAGUUCUGGCAAAGAAUACCAUAUUAUUUAUGAACCUAGAGUGCCCUUUGAAAGCUUCAAAGUGCUUUACAAGAAAGAAAAUUGCACACAGAACAUUAUUUAAUACAAAAACUUACAUUAGCUUACAAAUUCAAAUUACUCAAACAUGGGGGAAAUAUUUCUCACAGCGAUAUUCGUUCAGUCAUGUUGCACAGCACGUUUUAUAGUUUAGAUUGAGCAGAUUAUUAACAAAAAUGCAUAUUAAGAAGUAUCUAGCUCUUUUGAGUAUCCAUCUUUUUGGGGAAGGUGCCUAAAAAACUCUGUUGUGAGAUACCUACCUUUGAAUUUCCUGACUUCUGAGGCAGCUUUUUCAAGCUGAAUGUAUGUCUGGAUUCCCAGCUGUGUAUAGUUCAUUUACCCUCUUGGGUUCCACUGUGUCUGUUCACAAUGAGUUCAGUUUAGUUAUUCUUUCUGUAGGAAAACUUCCUUUUUCCCCCCCUUCAUUUCAAACUUUCCAUCUGAUCACUUCUUCACACCGUCUGUUCCUUUACUGUGACAUGAGUGAACUUUGCCUUUUCAACAUCUCCACAGAGCUGAUGAGUUUUUAGAUUGUGGUUUCAUGUGUGCUUUCUCUUCCAUCAAAACAUGUAUUUUAAUUCAGACUUGCAUAAGUACACAAAUACAUGAAAAAAUAUACAGCAACAAUUUAGCCUAGACUGGACCUGAGUUAGAUGGUUUACCAUGAGUAGGCACUUCCACGAGGAAUUAUUGUAAAGGGCUUUCUUGAAUUUUUUCUAAAAAAGAACAGGAAGGUUCAAGUAGAACUACAGAACUCUAAAAUAUGAAAAUUAUAGGAAUAUGUAAUUUCUACUAGGAAAAAAGCAGCCCUCUUUCUAUUGGAGAAUACAGCUCCACUGAUUAUUAACUGCUUCAGAAAAUCAUACUUGCUAAAAAAUAUGCUUGAGAAAAAAACCCAAUAGAUAUGUUCCGGCAUUCCCAUCUGGAAAAAAUGCUUUUAUAUUAUUCACAAUGUAGUUUGUAUUUUGCAUUGUACUACGGAAGAAAUGCCUAAAUUGAAUGGAAGCCAAAGUUCCAGUUGAUCAAAAAGAGCACCUCAGGAAAUUUCGAAAUUUCCCAGUUUUACUUUUGCUUUGAAUGCAGACAGAUUUUUUUAAUUUUCUGAUAAUUGUAAUGUUCAUGCUCUGCACAUUUGUUUUAGCUGAAUAGCAAGCCUGGAUUUCAAGGUGCUGAACAUCUACAUAUCCCUGUAAUACUGCAGGAGGGAUAGGCAGUAUGCAAUCUGGGAGUGCGCUGACCUCAACCUCUGCCAAAAUUAUGCCAUUUGGAAAAAUGAACCUUUAGGAUACAAGUCUAAGAAAGAUGCAGUGAUAAAGAACCUGGGAGGCAGCAAUUUUGUUUGUACCUUAAUGCACUGCGAGUAUGAAAAAGGGAGUUUACCAUUUUCUAAAUGGAGAAUUUUCUCAAAAUUUUGUACAAAAAUUGUGGUUAGCGGAGAGUGCAGUUUGUCACUGUGAGCUGGGAACGGUAUUUUAAACGUAGCGUAAUACUUAGCCUGUGCUAUUAAAUGCAGAUUCUCCUCUUUCACCCAGACCCAAGUUACCACCCCGUCUCCAUCCCACUGUCUCACCUGGAGUGCCCUGUGCUGCUGCAGCUCAGACUCCCAGGGAGGAAGCUCAUUUUGGGUUAGUAGGUCUGUGCUGCUGGAAAUCAGCCCUGCAGAAGAGGAUGGAAUGCAUGUAUUCCUAAACUCCAGUGUAGCCAGGUAUUUCUUAGAAAUGAAAAUCCUUUCAUGUCAGUGCCGUUGUUCUUCAGCUCAGUGUGGUAUUGUUAAGGCUUUUGUAGGCAUAGGAACUUUUUACAUUCCAUAGAGUUUUUGUUUGUUGCUUCAUAUGCAACAUGGAAUUAAAGCAACAAGCUUGAAAUGAAGAGGAACUAGUCCACCCUUCACCCCCCUCCUUCUUAUAAUUCUUAGCAAAACUAAAUUAAGGUAUUUUGCAGGUUUUAUAUUUAUUUUCAGCUAAACUAGUGUUUCUAUGGACACCUGAAAAGAAAAUAUGGGGUUUUAUAUCCAGUAAAAAGUUCUUUGUACGCCUAGGCUUUUAUAGAGCAAAUAAAAUACAAAUAACAGUUUGCUUGGUUUAAGUUUGUACUUGCAAAAUAAAAUUCAAAUUUCCUUUUUCUUACAUAACUGAUUCCAGCCACUUAGUUUGGAAAUGGCAGAAGAUAAAGGUUCUCCUGUGAAAACAUACCUGCAGUUUUAUUUUUGCUGGAGAGUUAUGGGCAAAGGCAGAAAAAAUACCACUUUGAUGGCUGCUGUAUAGAAGGCUUGGACUGUGUCCUGCAGAGGAACAUGACUUUUAACUUUUCUGUGGCUGCUCUAAUAAAAUGUCUCUUGAACCUCUUUA
This is a messenger RNA of Lepidothrix coronata (blue-crowned manakin), 4262 nucleotides long. RefSeq names its product X-ray repair cross complementing 2 (gene XRCC2). Gene Ontology annotation, cellular component: Rad51B-Rad51C-Rad51D-XRCC2 complex; centrosome; replication fork. The transcript has 3 exons. Lineage: Eukaryota; Metazoa; Chordata; Aves; Passeriformes; Pipridae. Gene Ontology annotation, molecular function: ATP binding; four-way junction DNA binding; ATP-dependent DNA damage sensor activity. Bases 59 to 895 code for a protein of 278 amino acids. Gene Ontology annotation, biological process: DNA strand invasion; double-strand break repair via homologous recombination. The record is from RefSeq and is a predicted model, not a curated record.